AUGUAUGCACGGAGUUGUAUCAUGUAUAUAUAUUGGGAUUGUAUGCUAAAAGUGAAAUCCAUUUGGUUCCGGCAAAGACCAGGGACAGCAAAGUUCUGGCCGUUUGAGCGCGGGCUCAGCGAGCGUUUGAAGUCGAAGAAAGUGCUUGUUCUCGAUUCAGCAAAAAUAAAGGCACCAGAACGGCAUUCGCCGUAUGGCAAUCGAGUAUCGGCCGUAUCGCCCCCUGCCGUUGCACUUUUCAAAAAACUGGGAAUUUGGAGCAGUCUCGUAGAUCUACGAGUGAAACGAGUUGACAGGCUAGAGGUUCUGGAUAGUUGUUCGCGCUCGUCGAUACGGUUCGUCCAAAAGAAUUCAGAGGAUGAAAUCGCCUACAUCGUUGAAAAUAAUGCGAUCGUUGGCUUCCUCACCGAACGCAUCAGAUCGAGCUGCCCAAAUGUCGCUGUUCGGAGAGGCGCCAGAGUCUCCGGAUGCAAGAUACCUUCAGGACUUGAUGAUUAUGCCACAGUUAGUCUGGAUGACGGUACAACGCUGCGCACAUCGCUUAUCAUUGGGGCAGAUGGUGCCAGAAGUCUUGUCAGAAAUACUCUCAAUUUCACAUAUACAACGUGGGAAUACGGCCAAAAAGCGGUUGUGGCAAAUCUUCGAGUGCAGGCAGUAAGUCUUUCUCGAGUCACACAGUUCCAAAGGCAUUUACUAGACCUCGGCUCGGCCAGCACCAUACACGAUUCGCGAAGAAUUUUUUCGACCGGUGGCGGGUAGCU
Molecule: messenger RNA, 761 nt
Organism: Gongylonema pulchrum
Lineage: Eukaryota; Metazoa; Nematoda; Chromadorea; Rhabditida; Gongylonematidae
Source: the annotation of a GenBank genome assembly